Molecule: messenger RNA, 1955 nt
Organism: Exaiptasia diaphana
Lineage: Eukaryota; Metazoa; Cnidaria; Anthozoa; Actiniaria; Aiptasiidae
Product: metalloendopeptidase OMA1, mitochondrial
Biological process (GO): protein quality control for misfolded or incompletely synthesized proteins; mitochondrial protein processing
Cellular component (GO): mitochondrial inner membrane
Molecular function (GO): metalloendopeptidase activity
Source: RefSeq, a predicted model, not a curated record
CAAUGGAGCCAGAAGUUCCAUUUACUCUUGCAAAAUGACUCCAAAUCUUCCGUAAAUUUGCCAUAGAUUGCAGUUUUUAAGAGACAAAUGUCAAAUUGGAAAUAUUAUGGCAGCUUUUACAAGUUUAUUCAAAAAUAAUWCUCUAUUUUCUGGGUUACUUUCGAAGAAAACAUUGAACACAUCAGCGCGAACRUUUCAUCAUCUUUGCUCUUCAAAUGGAAACUUCCAAUGUCAUUCAUUCAAGAGAAUACCAAUUAAUCAAUUCAAAAACGAACUUAAGCGAGGGUCCCUAAAACGUCAACUAAAUUUAGUUCAGUUUCAAAGGCUUAAACAGUGGAGAGGGAAUUCCUAUUUUCAUCAAGUUUUUGUGCGGCAGAUUAAGUUUAGGGGGUUUCGCACAAGUCCAAGACGCGAUGCCUGGCCAGUAGCUGCAUUGUUACUAAAACUUCUUGGUCCGCUUUCAAAGAUUUCGAAACUCGCUGCAAUGGUYGCUGGAAGGACAUUUAGAAAACUCAACCCCAAGUACAAACAAAUGCUAUUCACCGAAAAAAGAACAGAAAARCUGAUCAUUAUUGCUGGAGCAUUUGGAGGCCUGUCAGUCGCAUACUAUUUCUUUCACUUAGAACAAACGCCAUUCACUCGGAGAGUUCGAUUUAUGCCUCUUGGGAAUGCUCAAAUGGAACAGAUCAUUGAAUCCGARUAUAAACAAGCAUUGGAGGUUUGUGGUGACAACAUUUUGCCUGUCAAUCAUCCUGACCAUAUAAGGGUAUUCCAAGUGACAAAGAGACUKGUAACAAAAAAUCAGUGUAAAGAAAUGGAGGGGAUUAAGUGGCAAGUUAAUGUUGUUGACACUCCAGAUAUGAAUGCUUUUGUCUUACCAAAUGGCCAGAUAUUUAUGUUCAAAGGAAUGCUUGACAUUCUUCCAAAUGACAGUGCCUUGGCGACAAUCUUGGGGCAUGAGAUGGCACAUGCUAUUUUAAAACAUGGUGCAGAGCAAGCAAGUCUUCAUGGUAUUAUAAAUCUGUUUAUUGUCAUAUCAUUGGCAAUAUUGUGGGCGAUACUACCAACUGACUUCCUUGCUAUUAGUGCCCAGUGGUUUCAAGACCAAAUCCUUACUAUUCUUUUACAUCUGCCUUAUUCAAGGACACUAGAGGAGGAAGCUGAUGAAGUUGGAAUGCUCUUUGCUGCAAAGGCUUGCUUUGAUGUGCGUGAGAGCCCAAAGUUAUGGGAAAGACUUGCAGUGAAAGAAAAUAUGGAAGGGACACCUGAUGCAGAAUGGCUGUCUACCCACCCCUCCCAUACCAGCAGAGCAAGCAAUCUCGACUCCCUCCUUCCUGAGGCUCUUCAGAUUAGACAAGAUUGUAACUGUCCWGCACUUGAUGCAUUUCGUCCAAUAAUGAAGGAUUACCAGCCAAGGCUGCUAAAACUACUGGGUGUGAAAAUACAAUUAGAUUUUGACUUAAUUUGGAUAUUGUAUCUAAUAAAUAUCAUAGCCAAUCACAGACAAAAUUUGAAUUGAUUAGAUAGGCUCCUCYGCAGACCUGUCAUCMUUUURACUCUGAUUGCCUGCAGAGGAGUCUAUGCAUGAGGUUGGUUUUCAUCAGAAUAGUAAGUUCUAGUUAGCCUAAAGUCCUCAUAAUCAUUUCAAUAUAGUUACUAAAUAUUAUAACAGUUUUAUUAUUAUAGUUGAAUUCUCAGGGCUUUCAAUCUCAGGCAAUUUCAUACGUCCUGAUUGUGUCUUGAAAUUGAUAAAUCAACCAUUAUUUAUAAAAAAGACCAAAAAAAUGGUUGCAUUUUUUUGAGGUUUUGCCAUUCUCUUUUAAAACUAACUAAAGAUACGUUGCAAUGUUUCACUUUGCUACAUGUAUAUUCAUGCAAAAAACUGAGCACAUUUUUUUGUAAAUAAUAUACCGUUACUUAAUAAAACAUGGCAGUUUUGCCAUUCUCUUGAAAAA